Molecule: messenger RNA, 657 nt
Organism: Quercus robur (English oak)
Lineage: Eukaryota; Viridiplantae; Streptophyta; Magnoliopsida; Fagales; Fagaceae
Product: L10-interacting MYB domain-containing protein-like
Exons: 2
Coding region: 1-657 (218 amino acids)
Source: RefSeq, a predicted model, not a curated record
AUGGUUAAGGAGAAAUUGAAGGACGGUGGUAGUAAUGAUCAGAGAGCUGAUUGGAAAGACCCUAAGGAACUACAAGCUUUUUGUCAGUUCUGUGCUGCUCAAGUCCUAGCCGGCCAGAGGAAAGGAGGAUUUCUGACCAAACUUGGGGUUGACAACGUGAUUGAACAGUUGGGUAACAUGGGAAAAGUGGUGACUCCACUUCAGAUUAAAAACAAAUGGGAUCAUCUGAAAAAAGGGUGGAGGGAUUAUAACCAGUGUUUUGACAAUGAGAUUGGGCUGGGUUAUGAUGCUGGAACUGGGAUGCUUGAGGCCCCUAAUGAGUGGUGGACUCGAAAGAUUGCGGCAUGUCCCUUUGCAAAAACCUUUAAAAAUAAAGGUUUGCUGAAUCGUGACUACCUGAACAUCAUGUAUGGAGGUACGGUUGCAACGGGGAAAAAUGCGUUCUGCACGAGCGGUCAAUUACCAAAGGAAACCACCGAAGGUUCUGGGGACUCUGCUGAUAGCACAGAAUUUGUUGACCCCCAAUGUGAAUCGUUUGUGAAUGUUGACGCAAUGGAGGUUGAAGGUCCAUCAUUGUCGAGGGCAAAACCAGCAGUGAGUAAGGGGAAAGGCUUGGCAACCAGUGUCCACCUUUUCAAGCCAAUGUACAAGAAAUAA